GCCAGCGCCCCUUACAAGCGCGAAUCCGACAGACGUGAAUAUGGCGUAGCUGAUAUAAAGAUGUUUUCGUCAUAGUAAAUACUACAUUUUAUUACCUUUACCACGUUAGUAGUGUGAUACUCUUUAUUUCAACUAGCUGCUAGUGUUUUGAGUAUUUCAAGCUGGAUGGAAGGUUUGCCGCUAGAAGAAAAAAUAAAGGGGCGGGUGCGAGUCAUUCCUUGCUAGUUCCUACCAGACUAGCCAGUCUGCUAUCGUUAUAGCUUAUCUAACGUUACAGGCUAGUGACACAGACAGUCCUCCAGGUGAAGAGUCAAUUUAGACAAACACUAGCUAAUAAUGAUAAUAAUUUUAGGACAUAGCUAAGAAAUUUUAUAGUUAACGUCGUUAGAUGUGGCUAGUAACGUUAGAUGUGUAACAGUUAUUUCUUAACGCUAUUUUAUUGCGCUCUGUAAUUUAAAAAAAUACUUUCUAUAGUUAACGUUAGUUGUAUUCAUUUAGCUUCCUAGCUAGUUCGCUAGACAACACCAACAAUGUCGGAUAACCAGAGCUGGAAUUCUUCGGGUUCCGAUGAGGAUUUGGAGACCGCGGAAUCGGGAGUCGGAGGACAGACUGUUGUUGGAAUCGCUGAGAACAGUGGAAUCCUCAGCAAGUGGACCAACUACAUCCACGGCUGGCAGGAUCGCUGGGUGGUUCUGAAGAACAACACUCUGAGCUACUACAAGUCUCAAGACGAGAGAGAGUUUGGCUGCAGAGGGUCCCUGUGUCUCAGCAAGGCUGUCAUCACUCCCCUUGAGUUUGACGAGUGCAGGCUUGACAUCAGUGUUAAUGACAGUGUGUGGUACCUGAGAGCCAUAGACUCCGAACACAGACACCAGUGGAUCAACUCCAUCGAACUACACAGGAGCCUUCGAGACGGGAGGAUAGACAGUGGAGUCAUCCAGAGGACCUCCCUAGUCCCUCCAUCAGUGGCUGAGUCUGGGUAUGGUUCAGAGUCCAGUCUGAGAAGACAUGGCUCUAUGGUGUCUCUCACGUCUGCUACCAGCGGCUACUCCACCACAUCCACCUCCUCCUUCAAGGGCCACAGCCUGAGGGAGAAGCUGGCAGAGAUGGAGACGUUCAGAGACAUCCUGUGCAGACAGGUCGACACGUUGCAGAAAUACUUUGACGGCUGUGCCGAUGCCGUCUCCAAGGACGAGCUGCAGAGAGACACAAUUGUGGAUGAUGAUGAGGAUGAUUUCCCCAACACUCGGUCAGAUGGAGAGUUCAUCCACAACAACAACGGCAGCAAGGAGAAGUUAUUCCAGUCUCUGAGCCCUAAGGACAUCAAUGGGAUAGAUUUUAAGGGCGAAGCCAUCACGUUCAAGGCCACCACAGCUGGGAUCCUGGCCACCCUGUCCCACUGCAUGGACCUGAUGGUGAAGAGAGAGGACAGCUGGCAGAAGAGACUGGACAAGGAGCUGGAAAAGAGGAGGAGGAUAGAGGAGGGCUACAAGUCUGCUCUCUCUGAGCUCAAGAAGAAGUCUCACUUCAGAGGCCCUGAUUACGAGGAGGGUCCUAACAGCCUGAUCAAUGAGGAUGAGUUUUUUGAUGCAGUUGAAGCAGCUCUUGACAGACAAGACAAGAUAGAGGAACAGUCUCACACUGAGAAGUGGAGGAUACAGAGGUCCAGUCCAGUUCCCCCAGGAGAUGUCUACUCCACCAUGGGAUCACACAGAUUUGCCAACAAGGUGGAGGAGAUGGUGCAGAAUCACAUGACCUACUCGCUGCAGGAUAUGGGCGGAGACGCCAACUGGCAGCUGGUGGUGGAGGAGGGGGAGAUGAAGGUGUACAGGAGAGAGGUAGAGGAGAACGGUAUUGUCCUGGACCCCCUGAAGGCCACUCACUCCGUAAAGGGAGUGACCGGACACGAGGUGUGCCACUAUUUCUGGGACACAGAUGUACGCAACGACUGGGAAACUACUAUUGAGAACUUCAACGUUGUGGAGACGUUAUCGGAAAAUGCUGUUAUCGUCUAUCAGACACACAAGAGGGUGUGGCCUGCCUCUCAGAGAGAUGUGCUCUACUUGUCUGCCAUGAGGAAGAUCCUGGCUAACAACGAGAACAACCCUGACACCUGGCUGGUCUGCAACUUCUCUGUGGACCACGACAACGCCAUGCCCACCAACAGGUGUGUCCGUGCCAAAAUCAACAUCGCCAUGAUCUGCCAGACCCUGGUAAGCCCACCAGAGGGUGACAGAGAGAUCAGCAGAGACAACAUCACCUGUAAAAUCACCUACGUCGCCAACGUGAACCCGGGAGGCUGGGCUCCUGCCUCAGUUCUGAGGGCCGUGGCCAAGAGGGAGUACCCAAAGUUCCUCAAACGUUUCACUGGCUACGUCCAGGAGAAAACAUCAGUGAAACCUAUUCUCUUCUGAGGUUCACAGGACUCACUACACCACUGUCCACACAAGACUGUUCUGAACAUAGCAUACCAUGACAACCCGAACAUAGCUAGCCCUCAUGCUUGGUCUCUAGCUCGGUCUCCAGCUAGCUUCAAUGUAAGCCCUCAUGCUAGGUUCAAUGCUAGUUUCCCAUUCUACACCUCAUGCUAGUUCUUUAUACUAGCUCUCAAGCUAGUUUUUAUGCUAGCUCCCACAUUAGCUAGCAUGCUAAUGCAGAAAGACCUGUGAGAAUAGCCUAAAUGUAAAAAAUAAAACAAAUCCUUUUUCUGGCAGAGAUAUAAUAUAUAAAUGUAUGCGUUAAGAAAUUUAUAAGAAAGCAAUUUAAGACAUAAAGAAAAAACAUGGCUCUAUUUUAGUCCUGCUUUUUGUAGUUGUCCUUUUUUAAGAAAUGGAGUGUUCCUAUUUUGUGUUGAUUUAGCUUUUUAUAAUAAUCAGUGGUGGUGUCACAGCUUACUCUCAUGCUGCUAAUUUUUCAAGUACAACAAAACAAUUUAGCCUCCAUUUUUUUCCCCCAGAAUGAAUGUUGUGUUUGUAAAAAAUAAAAUAAAAAGUGUAGAGGGCUGUCAUUGAACUAUGACCCCUAUGACAUAAGACUUGACCUUUUGGCCUUUGUCUCCCUGGUGAAAACACCACUUUGCUGGUGCUGAUGGAGGGACGAGACUAAAAGUUUAUAUUGUUUUCAAAUGUUGAAAAUGUAUUUGUUUCUUUAUUUUGGUGGUUGUACUUGAGUCAAUAGCUAGGUUUCCAGCCAAUUGGGGAUAGAUUUUCAUGCGAAUAUUCAGAAAUCUGCAUAAAGAAUGAGAAUUUUCCCACCAGUGGUGUUUCCACCAAACUGACUUGUUGGUGAUAAAAAUCAGUGCGUGAUGACACAGUGCACUUUUUCACUUAAGUUUUCAUGUACUGAAUAAAAAUCCCAUGUCCUUCCAUCGCUGUUGCCAUAAAUAGCAAAUGUGCCUACUCUUGUCUUGGCACGUGCGCUCUAGCCAACAACUCGCAGAUACAAUGCUGGUAGGCUAGUCUACAUUAUAUUAUUAUGGAUUAGAGUGAGAAUAUUUAUAUUUGUCAAGCAUCGAUCAUCAUGUCACCGGAAUAAGAUCCUCUAUUUAUUGGAAAGGAGCAUCAAGCUCAUCACCUUGCACUUUCAUUACCCUGUAAAAUGUAUAAUUUAGCCUAAUAAACGGCAUGGUUUCCCGAGUCGUAGUGGGAGUUCCACACACCAUAUCAUUGUGUGACUCACAAUAUUAUGGUUAUAUCAAUAUUUGUGCAUAAAAGCAUUUCCACCAUUUCACUCGUAAUUAAUUUUAGACACAAAGAUCCCAACAUGUUGAACGAACAAAUUACCUGUUGGCAUUUAUAACAAUUUACUGAAAGUUAGUUUCUAGCACAGCUGUUGUGAUUUUUUUUUCAAAUGCAAUAUAACUUCGCAUAAAAACUGGUUGGAAACGUGGUUAGUGAUGACAUGAUGUAGCAGCACAAUUUAGAGUUGGGGUUUUAGAUAUCUUGAUUAUAACUGUAUAUAAUGUCAGCAACCAUUUCUGCUUCAGAACUGUCAUUUUUUAAAUGCCUGCAGAUGCUUUUUGUGACUGACUCCAUAUGCCUGACUGGGGAGAUAACCCAGUAUGUUUUGGGAUGGGGUAGGUGAGAGGGUGCUGAUAGACCGUACACCCAUAUGAAAUCACUAGAGAAGUGCCUAGGCCCGAGUUCCAAUACCUGAUUAUCCUCCUCUCUUCUCCCUUCAUUGAAAUAAUCAACCCUGAUAUGACUGAAUGGAAACCUGAAACUUGACUUUCACUUAUCCAUUAGGGCUGAUGUUCGGUCAGUCAUUACUUCUAGAAAGGGAGGAAGGAAGCAGGCCCUUUCAAGGCAUUUAGACAGCUCCUAUGUUUCAGAGGACAGAAGCUUUAUCUCCUGCUGGGCACUUCAGUGAAACAAUGACUGAAAACCGAAGUCUUUCAUUUCAGAUACCUAUUUGAAACUAAAGGGUUUGGGGGUUAAUGUCAAAUUCAUAUCAUACCUCUUAAUUGUGAUAUUGCAAUCAGCAGAAAUUGAUUUUCACAUAAAAUAUCCUUGGAGGAUGUGAACUGUAUGCUGGCUUUCAUUCCCCAACUGGAUCAAGUGAUUUUUACUUUGUACGUUCACCAAUGUGCAAAGUCAUCCAAUAAGUCUGGUUUCCCAGACUCCGAUUGAGCCCACUUCUGGACUAAAAAUGCAUGUUCUACAUUCAUUUGUCCUGGAAUAGGCACAAUGUGGGUCUGAGAAACUGCCCCAAUAUCUCUCCUAUGAAUUAAGUUGCACUGAAUGUAAAUAAAAGUAGUCAUGCAAAAUCUCUUGGGAUUGAUUUAAACCCAUACUGUGAAAAUGUGGCACUUCUUUAGCUCUGUUUGGAAAGAAAAAUAAAAUAAAACAUUUUCUCCA
Oncorhynchus nerka (sockeye salmon) is the source of this 4856-nucleotide messenger RNA. RefSeq names its product ceramide transfer protein-like. The record is from RefSeq and is a predicted model, not a curated record. NCBI's taxonomy places the organism in Eukaryota, Metazoa, Chordata, Actinopteri, Salmoniformes, Salmonidae. Gene Ontology annotation, molecular function: lipid binding. The transcript has 16 exons. Gene Ontology annotation, biological process: ER to Golgi ceramide transport. The coding region runs from base 531 to 2414 and encodes 627 amino acids.